UAUCUUAUGUAAUAAAUUAUUUGUUGCUUUUGCUGAAAUUUUACAUUCAUAAAUGUACAUUUUUCAAAACUCCCCCAUGAUUAGUGGUUUUUAAAAAGGAAUUUGUAAUAUAUUUGGAGACGUUGGAGAAGUCCCUAAGCAAGGCAUUUGUAUACUUUAUUAGAGGAUUCUGGUUUAAUAAUGUGAGAGCCUCCUUCUCCCCUACUUUUUUUGUCUUUAUACAUAUUUUUUCUCCCCAAUAUUUUUAUUUAUCUUAAAUUUAUUUUGUGAUAUGGUGUACAGAGUGUGAAUAAAAAUUGAGUGUAAUCUUAGUUAUGAAUGCCUUUCUGUGUUGUUCAUAAAAAUAAUAUUAAAAAACUUUCUGAAUCGGUAAGCGCCCCCUUGAGGUGGACAUCUGUGUGUGUCAAAACGGCACCAGUAGUCAACACUAAUUUUUCCGUGGGAUCCAGUCUAUCCUGGAAGCGUUGUGCGCCCUUGAGUUUGACGCGUGCAACUGCACUUCCGGCGAUCUCGGCGCUAGAAUGGCUGCAGUGUUUCCGUGUUGUGUGGCCUGCUGCGGGGAUGGCGGAGCGGGCCAUGCUCCCCUCAAAGAAAUGCCCACCGUACAGCUAGACACGCAGCACAUGGGGACGGAUGUGGUCAUAGUGAAAAGCGGGAGGCGGAUCUGUGGAACUGGAGCCUGUCUAGCCAACGCCCCUCUACACCAGAACAAGAGCUAUUUUGAGUUCAAGAUCCAGUCCACGGGUGUUUGGGGGAUUGGUGUGGCCACUCAGAAGGUGAAUUUGAACCAGGUGCCGCUGGGUCGAGACAGUCACAGUUUGGUGCUUAGACAUGAUGGGUCCAUAUACCACAACAACGAGGAGAAGAACCGAUUACCUGCCAACAGUCUGCCUCAGGAGGGGGAUAUAGUGGGGGUGACCUAUGAUCACGUGGAACUGAACCUGUACUUAAAUGGAAAAAACAUGCACUGUCCAGCCUCAGGUAUUCGAGGGACUGUGUUCCCCAUAGUUUAUGUGGACGACAGUGCCAUCAUAGACUCCCAGUUCAGUGAUUUCUACCAUACUCCACCUGAAGGCUUUGAAAAGAUUAUGUUUGAACAGCAGAUCUUUUGAAUUGUCAUCUGUGUGCAGACACACACACAUUGUUGUUGAACGGUGUGUGUGUGUGUGUGGCAGCACGUGGUUACAGUCUCUUUCAGUGUUGCUUCUGCCUUUGCUAUUACUGCUGCUCUUGUCUUUUUGGAAGACAAACCAGGCUUUUUCCCGUUUGUGUGUUUAUGUGUGUUUGGACACACACAAAUAAGAGAGAGAGUCUACAACCCAGAAAACACUUUACAUAAGCACUGAAGACACUUACUGAUAUCUAUUUUCUGUAUUGAGUGAUACUGAUAAACUGAGCUUAUCUUAUUAUUUAAUGACCAUGUACAAUGAUCCGCAGCUGAUCAGCUUUGUUUUUAAUUUAUGUAGAAAUUAUUGAUAAUGUACCGUUGACUUUAUAUAUCUACACAAAUAUCAGCUUUCUUGAAUGAACCAGUUGUAUUUGCACUAGUUAAAUGUGAUUGAGAAUCAAACCAAACCUCUCUUAUUGAUUUUUGAUGAGUCUGUUACUGUCGUUUGCCUUUCAUCUGAACUAGGCAUAUUUAAAAAUAGCUAACAAUAGCAGUUUACAGUAUUUUCCACAGUGUAUUUUAACGUUUUACCUCUGUGAGCUCUAUUGCACAUAAUAUUAAACAGGUAACUUUGGCUGAACAGAUUUCAGUGUCAAAUAGACACUGACAUGCAUGAAUCUGUUUAACAUGAUUAUUUUUGCUGCCCUAGCUUAUAUCUUGACAAACUCCUUCAAAUGUUAGACUGAAGGCAAACAUUUCUUUUUGCAUCAGAUGUGUUUUUCUCAACUGAUGUCCUGGACCUGAAGUAAUUCACAUCUGCACAGUAAUAUUUAUUACAACUAUGAACCUAAUUUUACUGGUUACUGGAGCAAUGUUAUGUACUCUUAACACUAAAACCAUUCAUGCAUUAAUUUUUUUUCACACAGUUGAAUACACAACCAACUAACAGCAUGACCAUGCAGCUAUCUAAAGGCAAUGUGCUUUUCAGAAAAGGUGCUCUGAAAAAGUUUUGUCCUGUAAGACUUGUCAAGUCUGAUUUUCAGUCCCCAAAAAAGCUUGAAUUCUCUGUUCACUGUCUUAUGGUACAUUCCACAAGUGCUGUAUUUAAUAAAUCUAAGUAUUCUGUCUCUAUGUCAAAGACCUGUGUUAUAGUGUGAAAUUACAAUGACUUCUAACCCAAUAAAAAUACAACAAUCAAGCA
Molecule: messenger RNA, 2309 nt
Organism: Cyprinus carpio (common carp)
Lineage: Eukaryota; Metazoa; Chordata; Actinopteri; Cypriniformes; Cyprinidae
Gene: spryd7b
Product: SPRY domain containing 7b
Exons: 5
Coding region: 522-1112 (196 amino acids)
Molecular function (GO): protein binding
Source: RefSeq, a predicted model, not a curated record